AUGGUCAGCUCUUUCUCCUCUAGGCCCAUCAGUAGCGUUCGCGGUCUUCAGCCACCUUCCCCCCAUCUUUCAGGCGCCAACAACACUCCUGAUUCGAGAAGCAACUCUAGCUUGGUCGACUCUUCGCCUCGCAUUCGCUCCUCCAGCGAGCGUUCCGGCCUCGCUUCGUCUUCCGAAGCCCGUCACAGCUCUCCACCCACCGCUGCCUCCACCCGCUCAUCCGAACACUCGUUUGAUCGUGUCUCCGCUUCGAGCUUGGGCAAACGGUCGAUCACCACCUCGGCCACCUUGCCCAUCUCGUACGACGUCGACCCUCUUCCGUCCAUCAAGACGCUCGACUUGCCCAAAGGAGAGCACCUCUCCGCCCAUCCUGCUUGGACGCCGCGUCAAACCGCCACGAUGAACCCAGCCGAGAAAGCGGAUCUCACCGCUCGCCGUGCUUCCUCACCACCAGCAUCAGCACCGGUGCCACCCUCGCUGCGCCGGCCGACCUCUCCCGCUGGUAGGAUCUCCAAUCACUCCGCAGAGUAUGACUUGCACUCAGAUCGCGGAAGCCCACGUUUGGCUGCUCGUCGACCCGGUCCUCCCCUACCUGCCGCAUCGACUGGCGCUCCUGCCGCCCCACCUACGUAUGCUCGCGAAUACGGCAGCAGCCCAAGGGCAGCAUAUCCGGAGGCUCCGUACCGUGAUCCUCGCGAGCUCUCACCACCAACUGGCUCUUCUGGUCUCAAACGCAAGCUCAGCAUUCCUUCCGAGAUGGGCUCUCGACGUGCCAUGCCAGAACGCAUCGACAGAGGCAGAGAUCCAUGGGCACUCGGCCCGGCAGAGUACGCCUCUCGUUCCGCCAACUACGCCGCCACCACCGCCGAACAAGACUACUACCGCGGCGGCAGAGGUCGAGGCGACACUCCAGAGCGCAAGUACCCCAGCCCAUACUCGCGAGAUCCAGCUUACGCCGGCCGAUACCCGGAUCCUCGUAUGGACGAUCCCCGCUAUUCGCCGCGUCACGCCUAUCCCACGUCGCCAUCAUCAUCGCGAACUGCCUACCGUGCUGCUCCCCACGACCCUACCGUCCCUCCUUAUCCGCGCAGGUCAGAUCGAUACAGCCCGGUACCUUCGUCUCGCUCGCCCUCGUACGCUCAUCGCUCAGCACAUCCGUCUUCGCAAGCUCCACCACCGCCGCACGAUCCCUACGCUCGAGCUGCUCCUCACUCUUCUUACUUGAGACGACCGUCGCCUCCGCCGUACGCUGCCGAUUCACGUCCGGUGCUCCCGCCUCUGUCGUCUCGCAACCCAGCUUCCCGAUAUCCAUCAGCAGCGCCGGCACCAGCAGCUACUUCUCGCGGAUCUCGCUACACGCCACCCUCGGAAGCUGUGCCUCAUCCUGACAGGCUCAGCCCAUCUCCUGAGCCGCACGCCUACUCCGAGCCUUUCUAUCCGGAUCGACGCCUCUUCUUUGCCCGCGAACGCAUCCAGGACCCAGAGAUGGACGAGUACUACCACGGUCCUGCUGGUUCGGCUGGUGCGCCAGUAGGCAAGCCACGCUAUCCUGACCCGUACUACGACCCGUACGGAUCUCCACAUGCAGGUGCCUAUCCUCCGCCAGGUGCUCACGGGAAGCCGACGAAUGGAAUGGCUGGACCCGGACCCGUGGCGCCGUAUGCGAGACCACCUCACGAUCCUCGUAUGCCCUAUCCUGGGCCGUACGGUCACGGCGACUACAUGCCUCACGAUCCUCGUGACAUGCAUCCGCAUGCUGGCAUGCCUCGCAUGGCUCGACCUGCCGGGGUCAUGCCAGUCCCCGCCGCUCACGUUCCUCCUGGACCCUCAGCAGGCAUCGCGCCUCCCCCGCGUCGCCGUGGGAAGCUGCCCAAACCCGUCACCGAUCUGCUGAAAACGUGGCUGCUCGAACACGCGAGCCAUCCCUACCCCACGGAAGAUGAGAAGCGCUCGCUGUGCAGCAUGACCGGUCUCACGCUCUCGCAGGUGUCCAACUGGUUUAUCAAUGCGCGACGUAGGAUCUUGCUGCCGACGGGUGCAAACGGAAGCCCGGGUGGAACCACCGCGGCGCAGGUCAAAGCCGCCUUCAGGGACGACAGUGUCAGUCCUGAGCCGUAA
Messenger RNA from Kalmanozyma brasiliensis GHG001, 2118 nucleotides. Its product is annotated as Homeobox KN domain protein. Gene Ontology annotation, biological process: regulation of transcription by RNA polymerase II. Gene Ontology annotation, molecular function: RNA polymerase II cis-regulatory region sequence-specific DNA binding; DNA-binding transcription factor activity, RNA polymerase II-specific. Lineage: Eukaryota; Fungi; Basidiomycota; Ustilaginomycetes; Ustilaginales. The transcript has a single exon. The record is from RefSeq and is a predicted model, not a curated record. The coding region runs from base 1 to 2118 and encodes 705 amino acids.